CUUGUGUGUAUAGUAGUGCCAUAUUAAAGGCGUGUUAAGCUGUGAUCUGAGAGCUUUUAUCAUACAGCAUUCUGUCUCAAUGCUGAAUGAAAACAAAAGGAAAGUGAUAAAAUAUAAAGCGACUUUCCUGUAUUUUGUCUACACCAGAGAGAUCAUAUUUCUUCAGUGACUAUUUUAAAGAAGCUUGACUGUACAGCCAAGCACAAAUUUUUAUGAGCGUGUUUGAAAGAGCUAAAGUGAAAUACCGAUCUGGUGAAAUUAUGGUAUGUUAAACCUCUGCAUAUGUUCUGUGUUUAAUCCUACUAGAAGAGGAGUAAUAAGGUCACUCUCUUCAGUGACAGCUUGCCCAUAAGUGUUUAACGAACUUUUACUUUUUGAAUGAACUUCAUUGCCUUAGUUGAUUAAUCUCAGUUUCUCUAAGCUCUUGUCUGUGCAGCAAAGCCAGACUUCUAAAAACAAUAUACCUCUAAAAUUUAAUUUCAAAACUAUUUUUAUAUUGCAAGUCUUAAGGGCCUAGACUUACAGCCUGGGAUUUUUUUUUUAUUUUUAUUUUUUCCACCAGUUAGUUUUAGUAUGUGUUUGACAGAUGCUGAAGCAGUUUGAACUGUAAAUUAUGAAAAUGGCUGGUUCUGAAUUAAUUAUAUGCAGUUUUGGAGAAAAGGAAAGUUUUGAGUGUUAGAAUUGUAUCCUGCCUUCAGUAAGUACAUGUCAAUUUGGUCUUUAAAAUGGUGAAAGCUUACUAUGCAUUUUUCCAGAUAGUACUUUUGAUUUUUGUUGUGCAAGAAAGAUGUAAUUAAAGAGAAGUGAGAUCUCCUGUUGCUCAAAGUUGAGAAAGCAAUGCUGAGGAAGAAGUGGGAAAUCUUUCAAAUCUCCAUUGAAAGUUAGGCGUGUAAUCUGUUUAAAUCAUUCUGAAAGUCAUACCAAUCAAUUAUCUGCCUCUUUUGGCAUCUUAGUGCAUCUGUUCAUGCCUACUCAAAUAUGUCAGCUCAUUAGCUGAUAAAAGCAAAUGAUUAGUCAAUGCAAUUGAAAGCCAGAUGUAUUUAAAUAUUUAUCUUGCAUAAUUUAAAGUUUUAUAAUUAUAACUUUAAGAUAUGUUUGCACUGAGUUGUAAAAUCUUUCCAAAUACACCAUCAUAUGCAUUAUAGGCAGGGGGAAUUAUUCAAUAUAGUGGAAUAUACUAAUUAAUAAGCUAAAUGAUGUAAUUACUUGAAUGUUAAUAAUGGCUGUGACACUACCCUCCUAAUUAAUCAGAUGCCUGUAUUUGAUAGUUGCAAAUCAAAGUAAUUAAUACCAGUAUAGAAGCACUUGUUUCUAAAAAUACCUACAAAACCAAAAUAAGCUUCUAACUGAUACGGUUUCUUUUUUUCUUUUAUAACUAACCGUUCUAUAUGUAAGGUUUCCUGGUAUAAAUCAAGAUUAAAUUAAGGGGGUUUAAUGCCUUCAAUUUAAUCAGACUUGCUGUAUUGGGCUGUUAAUAGUGGAAUCAUUUAUCUUAAAAUGCUUGAUUAUUCCCCUGCUUUUUAACCAAAUUAUUUAGCACCUUAAGGCUUAUAGUGAGGUGUUCUAUUUUUUUUUUUUUAAGCGGAAGUAGCUCUACUAUUCCAAGAUGUUGAUUGCAUUAAUGUUUCUCUGAUUUGCUUCUAUAAAUUCUCCUUUCCUUUGAUUCCCUCGUAACUGGAUUGUAUUCUUUGUCAUUUAAGUGCUGGCAGUGUUUCUUCUGAUCCUUCCUAAAAGGAAGUAUGUAUUCAUUACAGCUGUUCUGCUCUCCAUUCCCUUCUGUGCUGCUUCAUGGAUGUCUUCAGAGAGUCUGGAUUUGGUUGGCCUCUGGAGAACUACAUAGUCAGUCUGACCUGCUGGAAUUGGUCACAUUCAGGGUACUGUGAGGAUAAAUGAGGGCAAGAAAGUACUCAUAAUCCAGUACUCAUCACUAAGUUGAAGUGUUUGCAGCACUUCCCAGAUCAGAAGAAUGAUGUGUUGAUAACUGCAAAAUUUUGUCAUCUCCCACUGUUUUCAUGUCAGUUUCAGGAUUUCUGCAGAGUGUACCUGCCAGGCUGUCAAUUAUAUAUAUAUUUUUUUUUUUUUCCCCCAGGUCUUAAUGUAUACAGAGUAGAAGCUUAGGACACCAGCAGAAAGGGGAGCUAGUCCAGGCUUUGCUAAUGCAGCUGUCAGAAUGGCUGCAGUUUUUCUGAAAUCUCAAAACUAAAAAAUUGUAAAAUCCCUCAUUUUUUGCUAAUGAUUGCUUGACGUUGGCUGCUUAAUGUUGCUACAAUGAAGCAACCUGUGAAUUGUCUGUUAUACUUUUGGUAAUAAGAUGGUAUUUUUGGUAUAAUGAUAAGUGGUUCGACAACUUCAUGCAAACUCAACUGAUGUGGUAAGAACAGGACAGAAUUCUUUCGUUUGUUUCGUGUUUUCUAUCUUUUGAUACUACUAUUAUUUGAUAACCAGUGCUGUGGAGCUGGUAAUUCCAGGUAAAGCAAAGUUUACAGUGUUAUUUUUAGAAAAGGGGCUCUACUAAAACUAGUAUACUUUUGUUCUGCCCUGAAAAUGGGGUUCACAACUGAUUGAAUUGCAGCACUAUAUUUUAGUGUUACAGAAGAGAAGAACUCCCUUCAGCUGAUGGCUGUGGACCAGAAUCCUGUAGGUUACCUAGGGUGAAACAAAAUUACAGGCUUGGAGACUCUGGAAAAGCUCAGCAUCAGCAUUUGAGAGCCGAAGCUUGCAAAUUAUGCGAUUAAUCUACAAGCUGAUAUCAUGAUGUCAAAAUGCAGUUCAGGAAGCAUAAACACAGAGACUGCGGAAAUUAAAACGUAGGCUGUGCUGGAACAAAAAUGCAAUGAAAGAAACACUGGAUGAAUGAAUGAAGAGCCCUGCUUUGCAAUCCCUCAGCAUGGCGGGACUGCAGCUCAUGACCCCUGCUUCCUCCCCAAUGGGUCCAUUUUUUGGACUACCAUGGCAACAAGAAGCAAUUCAUGAUAACAUUUACACACCAAGAAAAUAUCAGGUUGAACUGCUUGAAGCAGCUUUGGAUCAUAAUACAAUAGUCUGCUUAAACACUGGCUCAGGGAAGACUUUUAUUGCAGUACUACUCACUAAAGAGCUGUCCUAUCAGAUCAGGGGAGAUUUCAACAAAAAUGGAAAAAGAACUGUGUUCUUGGUCAACUCAGCAAAUCAAGUUGCUCAACAAGUGUCAGCUGUCAGGACACAUUCAGAUCUUAAAGUGGGAGAGUAUUCAAGUUUAGAGAUAACUGAAUCAUGGACAAAAGAGAAGUGGAGUCAGGAAUUCUCCAAGCAUCAGGUUCUGGUUAUGACAUGUCAUGUUGCUUUGACUGUUUUGAGAAAUGAGUAUUUAUCCCUGUCAAAUAUUAAUCUUCUGGUGUUUGAUGAGUGCCAUCUUGCAAUCCAGGAUCACCCAUACCGUGAAAUUAUGAAGAUCUGUGAGGAUUAUCCAUCAUGUCCUCGAAUCUUGGGAUUAACUGCUUCCAUUUUAAAUGGGAAAUGCGAUCCUGCUGAGCUAGAGGAGAAGAUCCAGAAACUGGAGAAAAUUUUAAAAAGCAAUGCUGAAACUGCAACUGAUUUGGUGGUCUUAGACAGAUAUACUUCUCAGCCAUGUGAGAUUGUUGUAGACUGUGGACCAUAUACUGACAAAAGUGGGUUGUAUGGAAGAUUAUUAAAGGAAUUGGAUGAAGCACUUACUUUUCUAAAUGACUGCAACAUAUCUGUACAUUCAAAAGAAAGAGAUUCUACCUUAAUUUCUAAGCAGAUACUGUCAGACUGUCGAGCUGUGUUGGUUGUUCUGGGACCCUGGUGUGCAGAUAAGGUAGCUGGGAUGAUGGUGAGAGAGCUACAGAAGUAUAUCAAACAUGAACAAGAGGAGCUGCACAGGAAAUUUUUAUUGUUUACAGACACUUUCUUAAGGAAAAUCCAUGCACUCUGUGAAGAGCACUUCUCGCCUGCCUCACUUGACCUGAAAUUUGUAACCCCAAAAGUAAUAAAGCUGCUUGAAAUCUUGCGCAAAUAUAAACCAUAUGAACGGCAGCAGUUUGAAAGUGUUGAAUGGUAUAACAAUAGAAAUCAGGAUAAUUACGUAUCUUGGAGUGAUUCUGAAGAUGAUGAUGAGGAUGAAGAAAUUGAGGAGAAAGAGAAGCCAGAGACUAAUUUCCCAUCUCCCUUUACUAAUAUUUUAUGUGGAAUUAUUUUUGUGGAAAGAAGAUAUACAGCAGUUGUUCUAAAUAGGUUAAUAAAAGAAGCUGGCAAACAAGAUCCAGAACUGGCUUACAUCAGUAGCAAUUUUAUAACUGGACAUGGCAUUGGCAAGAACCAGCCUCGUAACAAGCAGAUGGAAGUAGAAUUCAGAAAACAGGAAGAGGUUCUUAGAAAAUUCCGAGCACAUGAGACCAACUUGCUUAUUGCUACUAGUAUUGUAGAAGAGGGUGUUGACAUACCAAAAUGCAAUUUGGUGGUGCGUUUUGAUUUGCCCACAGAAUACCGUUCCUAUGUGCAGUCAAAAGGAAGAGCUAGAGCACCAAUUUCCAAUUACAUUAUGUUAGCAGAUACAGACAAAAUCAAAAGUUUUGAAGAAGAUCUUAAGACGUACAAAGCAAUUGAGAAGAUCCUCAGAAACAAAUGCUCAAAAUCUGUUGAUACCAAUGAAACUGAAAGUGAACCCAUUGUUGAUGAUGAUGAUGUAUUUCCACCCUAUGUGUUGAGGCCAGAUGAGAACAGUCCAAGAGUUACUAUUAACACUGCUAUUGGACACAUAAAUAGGUACUGCGCUAGAUUACCAAGUGAUCCAUUUACACACCUAGCUCCCAAGUGUAAAACCCGAGAACUACCUGAUCAUACGUUUUACUCUACUCUCUACCUGCCAAUCAACUCACCUCUUCGAGCUUCAAUUGUUGGUCCUCCAAUGAGUUGUGCAAGACUGGCUGAGAGAGUUGUAGCUCUUAUUUGCUGUGAAAAACUGCACAAAAUUGGUGAACUGGAUGAUCAUUUGAUGCCAGUUGGUAAAGAAACGGUUAAAUAUGAGGAGGAGCUUGAUUUACAUGAUGAAGAAGAAACCAGUGUUCCAGGAAGGCCAGGCUCUACAAAACGGAGACAGUGCUAUCCUAAAGCUAUUCCAGAAUGUUUAAGGGAUAGUUAUCCUAAACCUGAUCAGCCCUGUUACCUAUAUGUGAUAGGAAUGGUGUUGACAACUCCUCUACCUGAUGAGCUCAACUUCAGGAGACGAAAGCUGUAUCCUCCUGAGGAUACCACAAGAUGUUUUGGCAUAUUGACAGCCAAACCUAUACCUCAGAUUCCUCAUUUUCCUGUGUAUACUCGCUCUGGAGAGGUUACAAUAUCUAUUGAGCUUAAGAAAUCUGGUUUUACUCUGUCUCUGCAAAUGCUUGAGCUGAUAACACGACUCCACCAGUACAUUUUUUCACAUAUUCUUCGUCUUGAGAAACCUGCACUAGAGUUCAAACCCACAGAAGCUGAUUCAGCCUAUUGUGUUCUACCUCUUAAUGUUGUUGAUGACUCCAGCACUUUGGACAUUGACUUUAAGUUUAUGGAAGACAUUGAGAAGUCUGAGGCGCGUACAGGCAUUCCCAGUACACAAUAUACAAAAGAAAUGCCUUUUAUAUUCAAGUUAGAAGAUUACCAGGAUGCGGUUAUCAUUCCACGGUAUCGAAAUUUUGAUCAGCCUCAUCGAUUCUAUGUAGCUGACGUAUACACUGAUCUUACUCCACUCAGUAAAUUCCCUUCCCCUGAAUAUGAAACUUUUGCUGAAUAUUAUAAAACAAAGUAUAAUCUUGACCUUACCAAUGUCAACCAGCCACUGCUGGAUGUGGACCACACAUCUUCAAGACUUAAUCUUUUGACUCCUCGCCAUUUGAAUCAGAAGGGAAAAGCCCUUCCACUAAGCAGUGCUGAGAAGAGGAAAGCAAAGUGGGAAAGUUUGCAGAAUAAGCAGAUACUGGUUCCAGAGCUCUGUGCUAUACAUCCUAUUCCAGCAUCGUUGUGGAGAAAAGCAGUUUGCCUCCCCAGCAUACUUUAUCGCCUGCACUGCCUUUUGACAGCAGAGGAACUAAGAGCUCAAACAGCCACUGAUGCUGGUGUAGGGGUUAAAUCACUUCCUGCAGAUUUCAGAUAUCCUAACUUGGACUUCGGAUGGAAAAAGUCUAUUGACAGCAAGUCCUUCAUCUCUAUUCCUAACUCCUCUUUAGCAGAGAAUGAAAUUUACUGUAAGCACAGCACAAUUGUAGUCCCUGAAAAUGCUGCACAUCAAGGUGCUAAUAGAACCUCUUCUGCAGAAAACCAUGACCAAAUGUCUGUGAACUACAGAACAUUGCUCAAUGAGUCACCCAGCAAACUCCAAAUUGAUGUCUCGGCAGAACUUGCAGCAAUUAAUGGUGUUUCUUAUAAUAAAAAUCUUGCCAAUGGCAAUUGUGAUUUAGUUAACAGAGACUUUUGCCAAGGAAAUCAGCUGAAUUACUGCAGGCAGGAAAUACCUGUACAACCAACUACCUCAUAUCCCAUUCAGAAUUUAUACAACAGUGAGAACCAGCCCAAGCCCAGCAAUGAAUGUACUCUACUGAGUAAUAAAUACCUUGAUGGAAAUGCUAACAGAUCUACCUCAGAUGGAUGCCCCAAAAUGGCAGUGACCACCAGUACUUCAAAAGCUAUUAAUCUUUCAAAAGACAGAGCAGAUUCUGAAAAGAGCCCUUCCAGUGGGUACUCCUCAAAAACUCUUGGUCCUAAUCCUGGUCUCAUUCUUCAAGCUUUGACUCUUUCAAAUGCUAGUGAUGGAUUUAAUCUGGAGCGGCUAGAAAUGCUUGGUGAUUCAUUUUUAAAGCAUGCCAUCACUACGUACUUGUUUUGCACUUACCCUGAUGCUCAUGAGGGACGUCUGUCAUAUAUGAGAAGCAAAAAAGUCAGCAACUGUAACUUGUAUCGCCUUGGAAAGAAGAAAGGACUGCCUAGUCGUAUGGUGGUAUCAAUUUUUGAUCCUCCGGUCAAUUGGCUUCCUCCUGGUUACAUAGUAAACCAGGACAAGAGCAACAAUGAUAAGUGGGAGAAAGAUGAAAUGACAAAGGAGAACUUGUUGGCUAAUGGUAAACUUGAUGAUUAUGAUGAUGAUGAAGAGGAUGAAGACCUAAUGUGGAGGUUACCCAAGGAAGAAACAGACUUUGAAGAUGAUUUUCUGGAGUAUGAUCAGGAGCAUAUCAAAUUCAUUGAUAAUAUGUUAAUGGGAUCAGGGGCUUUUGUGAAGAAAAUUUCACUGUCACACUUUUCAACCACUGAUUCAAACUAUGAAUGGAAAGCACCCAAAAAGUCAUCCCUGGGUAAUGUUCAGUUUUCAUCAGAUUUUGAUGAUUUUGACUAUAGCUCUUGGGAUGCUAUGUGCUAUCUGGAUCCUAGCAAGGCUGUUGAAGAGGAUGAUUUUGUAGUGGGCUUCUGGAAUCCCUCAGAAGAAAACUGUGGUGUUGAUGCAGGAAAACAGUCUAUCUCGUAUGACUUGCAUACAGAGCAGUGUAUUGCUGACAAAAGCAUUGCAGACUGUGUGGAAGCCCUGUUGGGCUGCUAUCUGACCAGCUGUGGUGAAAGAGCUGCUCAGCUUUUCCUGUGUUCAUUGGGGCUGAAGGUGCUCCCUGUAAUUAAAAAGAAUGAUUGGGAAGGCACUUUGUGUGCUACCAGAGAGAAUUGUAACAGUGAGCAGAAAAAUCUUUCACCAAACUCUGUUUCUGCUUCUGUAGCUAAUUCAGAGCCUUCUCUGUAUAAAGACCUGGAGUAUGGCUGUUUGAAGAUUCCACCGAGGUGUAUGUUUGAUCACCCAGAUGCUGAAAAAACCUUAAAUCACCUUAUUUCUGGUUUUGAAAACUUUGAGAAGAAAAUUAACUACACUUUUAAGAACAAGGCUUAUCUUCUUCAGGCAUUUACUCAUGCCUCGUACCAUUAUAAUACCAUUACUGAUUGUUACCAGCGCUUAGAAUUCCUGGGAGAUGCAAUUUUGGACUACCUCAUAACCAAGCACCUUUACGAAGACCCACGGCAACACUCUCCAGGAGUUCUUACUGACCUACGAUCUGCUCUAGUCAAUAAUACCAUUUUUGCAUCAUUAGCUGUAAAGUAUGACUACCACAAGUACUUCAAAGCUGUCUCUCCUGAACUGUUUCAUGUUAUUGAUGACUUUGUGCAGUUUCAAAUGGAAAAGAAUGAAAUGCAAGGGAUGGAUUCUGAGCUCAGAAGAUCUGAAGAAGAUGAAGAAAAAGAGGAAGACAUUGAAGUACCAAAGGCCAUGGGGGAUAUAUUUGAGUCCCUUGCUGGUGCCAUUUAUAUGGAUAGUGGAAUGUCUUUGGAAAUGGUUUGGCAAGUGUACUAUCCGAUGAUGAGGCCAUUAAUAGAAAAAUUUUCUGCUAAUGUGCCCCGUUCCCCAGUGCGAGAGCUGCUGGAGAUGGAGCCAGAGACAGCCAAAUUUAGCCCUGCAGAAAGAACUUACGAUGGAAAGGUCCGAGUAACAGUGGAAGUUGUAGGAAAGGGAAAGUUUAAAGGUGUUGGCAGAAGCUACAGGAUUGCCAAAUCUGCAGCUGCAAGAAGAGCACUACGAAGCCUCAAAGCGAAUCAACCUCAGGUCCCAAACAGCUGAGACUCCUCUUAAAAUUAAGUAAAAUGGGGGAAAAAAACACAUACAGAUAAAGCAAAUUUAAAAAAAAAUGUUGGUGUUGAGAGGAACAAAUUGGAAGACAGCAUUUAAAGUUUGUUUGAUAACAGAAUAGAUAAAACAUUUAACAUGUAUAAAAUUUUGGAACUAAUUGUAGUUAUAGUUUUUUGCGCAAACACAAUCUUGUCUUCUUUCCUCACUUCUGCUUUGUUUAAUCACGAGAGUGCUUUAAUGAUGACAUUUAGCAAGUGUUCAGAAUAAUUGUUGUCAGGUCUUUUUGGUUUACUUUUAUUGUCAGUACAGCUUUGCUUAGUGUUAGAAGGCCAGGGAGCUUAUGCCUAAUGCAGUUGCUAGAUUUAUAUAUAGUAAUCUUGAAGUUCUUCAAUCUGUGCACUAGUGCCAGUCAUAAAACAGUUGAUAAACUGUACUGGAUGAUUGGGUAUAAGAAAGAAUAAGUGUGCCAGUAUUCUCCUUUUUUUUUUUUUUUUUUUUUUUUUUUUUCUCUCUCCUCCUUUCUCUCAAUGUCAUCUUUUUACAUUAAGAUGACAUUCCCAAUCAUUGUUGCACUUAUUUGUUAGGGACAGAUUUUAAUUGAAAUGGCUGGCAUACUGGUAGAAUAAAACUUCACUUCCCUUAUGCCACACAGUCUUGCAUAAAAAAAGGUUCUUGCCUUAAAAAUAAAUAAACCCUCAUUAACAAUCUUUAAUUUCUGAUCUUUUUUGGAACAAACUGUUUUACAUUCCCUUCAUUUUGUUAUGCAUUUUACAAUGAUACAGCUCUAUAUUUACAGUACAACUCAUUACUAUAGCUGUGACUUGUUACAGGAUUAUAAUAGAAAUUGUAUUCAUAUAUAUGUAAUUAGGUUAUUUUUAACAAUUCUGAGGAGGUGGUUAGUCUACAGUUUUUUUUAUACCAUAAACAGAAUAUGGUCUUUGGCUAAAGUUCCAACUUUACACAAACCUGCAAGCUAGAUAGUUCCAAUACUGGAAACAGUAAUUAAUAAUUGCACAGUGCAAACUGUCACUCUAACAAAAUAACCUUAGACAUAUCACACCUAAAAUAUGCUGCAGAUUUUAUAGUCAAUUGGUUACGUAUUUAACAAACAGAGCACCUUUACACUUAGAGAUAUUUCCACGUAAAUUUCUUACUGUACUUUUCAGAGUUGCAUGCAUAUUUCACCUACCAAAGUUGUGCUGUUAAAUAACAUGAAAGUUGAUGUUUGAGAUAUAACUGCCGUACUUUUGAUACAUCUGUGAUUUAGGUCCUUAAUUUAGAGAAACUAGCUCAUUGGUGUUUUGUUUUACUGGGGGUGGGGAAAUCAUACUUUUAUUUUUUAGGCCUUGCCUAUACUUCUUUAAUUAGAUUUUUGUAGGCACUCUUCACUUAAAUACCUCAGUUCUUUUUUUUUUUUUCUUUUCUUUUCCUUCUUUUUUUGCAUGCAUUGUUUUUUUUCUGUUUUGGUGCUAUGUUUAUAUAUUAUGCUUGAAAUUUUAAUUUUUUGCACUGUAACUAUAAUACCUCUUAAUUUACCUUUUAAAAAAGCUGUGGGUCUUGUAUUCCCACCAGUAUCAGUAGAGGUUUGCUGCAAUUUUGCCCUGUUAAUUAUGCUUGAAGUUUGAGAAAGCAGAGCAAGGUGUUUUAAUGUUUUCCAGCACAAUUGUUUGAACUUGAUGCUGUGUCUUAUGUAUUAAAUUACAAAUAAAUACUGUAUUUCCUGCUUUUAAACCCUAUUCCUUUCCUCACAAAUGCACACUAAAAUAAAACAAACUGUCAGCUCUUGCUUUCUUAACAAAAUAAUAAAAGAAAUGCCUUAGUGACAAGGGAUAGACAUUAAGCUUUUCUGAAAUACAGUUUUCAAAAGUUCAUACAUUUUCUAUCUCAGUCAUUUUUCAUUCUGCAAAAAAGACUGUUCUUGUAUUUGAAAGCAGCAUUGUUAUUGUAGUCAGACUGAAAAUUAAAAUACUAACUUAUAAAAAAUUCUAGCAUUUGUUUGGUACUUCAGUCAUGAAAAUAUAACGGAGAAGUAUAAGACCUGCAAGUCAUGGUGUGUAUAAAACAGGUGUAAAUGAGAUGGAACAGAAAAACAUGCAGUCUAAAUUUUCAAAGGUAAAUUGCUUUGAGUUAGCUGUUUAAAAAAAAAAAAAAGUUGGUGAUUUCAGUUUUAGCUCUUUCUUCAUGGUAGGAGUGGAGUUUGUUAGUGAAAAUACAUGAUUACUAAUGUUAAUAAUUCUGUGUUUCUGGCCAGACGUCAAUCAGCCAAUAAAAUCAGACCAUCUAGGAAAUCCUAACUAGUUUUAACUGCAUUAUGAAAAACUAAAUUUUAAGCUAGCCUUUGAAAACCUAAAAUUUCUUACUGAUUGUUACAAGGUCAUAGAUUCUCAGGGGUUUCAGGUAAUUGUUAGCAGUGAAGUGCUAUGGAGUGUUUUGCUGCAAAGAAAAUUAACUGAACUUGCUCUGUGUUUCAGAAUAGUUUAAUGAUCACUUUGUUACUAGAUAGAGCCUAUGAAUUGGAAAUCUGAAAUGUGUAGUGGCUGACUAUAAAGUAGUUUCUGCUGCUGAUGCGUUUUUAAAUGCUUUUUAAAUGCCGUAAUUUUUUCCAGUGUGACCUCAUUGAAAUAUUUUUUUUAUCCUUUGAGAUAGAAAAUUCGUAUUAGUUUCCAUGUUAUACAUCUGUGUGUUUUACCCUACAGCUGAUAUAAUUUUGAUAUUGGACAGUGUAUGCUAUUAAAGACCUAAAUCUGAUCAUUUGAAGGUUGGGACAGAAAUCACUUGACAUGCUAUAAGCACAAGUGUAAGCGGACUGUUGCAACCCAUCUUCAAAAGCAACCACACAGGCUCAUCAUAAAUAGUGUGGGGGUUAGUUGGCAUGAACCUUGGUUUUUUUAUCUUAAGUCCUGUUAUACUGUACUUUAAACAGUCCUCCUAACUAUGCUGCGUUUUUAUUUUUAUGGCUUUUUUUGCGCUGUUCUGUUCAUGUAGCACAAAUAAGCAUUGCACUUGGUACCAUGCUUUACCUCAUUUCAAGGAAAAAAAUGCUUAACAGAGAGGAAAAAUGUGGUUUGGCCUUGCUGCUGUUCUGAUUUACUGAAUUUGAAAACGGUAAUUAUAAUGCCUGCAAUGUGUCAUUUACUUGCACAACUUAAAUAGGUCAUUUGUAAUGUCUGUGGCAUUUUUACUGUAUGUGGAAAAAUACAACAAAGAUGUGUAACAACUCUUGAUUGUAUUUUGAAGCUAUUGUUUUUCUACUACAUCAUUUUACUGUUAUGUGAAGUAAUUAAAAUUAGAAUGACCUCUGGCACUCCAGUAAUUAUCUCUGAACAAACCAACGUAUUGUACAUAUAAUGUAGUUAUUGCAAGAAGACAACCCCUAGUAAUUUGGUCAACCUCAACUAAAUCUCCGCUCAGUCUUAAUAUUGAGUACCCAGUAGCGACUUUGGAAAUGUUUGUUCAGCUUGAUGCUGUGAAAGUCUGUACAGAAAAAAAGCAUACUAUUUUUAAGUCUCAUUACACAAUAGGAUGUUGUGACUGCAGAGUACAGAACUUGGACAAGAACCAGUUUCCGUGCUGGGGAGGAAUAUAGUAGUGGCCCAGGGAUGAGGUGCCAGAUCCUCAGCUCGUGCAAAUUGGUGUGGUAUCAUUUUAAUCACUGGAACUGCAUUCGCUUACAUACCUGAAGAUCUUGUGCUUAUAUGUAUGUGGCAGAGUUUGGGUUUUCCUCCUUGUAAGCAAAUACAGAACCAUAAACUGGAAAAUGUGGGGUUUAUGCAUGGUUACUGCAUAUAACAUAACUAUGCUACAUGCAUUUAUCUGUAUAAAAAGUGAAAUCUUUGUAUCCCAGUCGCAGCAGCACACGUAAUCAAAAAAUGACGAAUAGCAUCAUGGUCUGCUGUGAUACUACACUUGCCUUUGACAGUAUUCUGGGUUUGUAUGUUUUGAGUGGGGUUCCUUACAAAAUUCUUGUGGAAAUCUCUGUAUUUAUUACAUGAGUGAGGCAAAAGGGUUUUGAUUUUUUGGUACUUACCGACAUUGAUCCUUUUUCAGUUCUCUAAUUUUCAAGAAGUUAGUUAAUUUCUUUCUUUCAUAUUAGGUUUAAAACUUAAAACACUACAGUUCAUGACCAUGAAAUGUAAUCUAAAUAUCAACUGAAACUCAAGCUGAAUUAUGUUAGCAGAUACCUAGAGGUCAUUGUAGUAUACUCCACUAGCAGUUAAAAUUAAUUUCUGUCAAAGCUAGCUAUGUUUCCUAAAAAUAAAUUUUAUCCAAUAAAGUUCUUUGGGUUUUUUUCCCUCUUUUAUUUGAAUGGCAACCACAGACUACUUUAAUUGCUUUGUAGAUGCACUCAGAAUUUACUGCAGCAGCAAGUUGAAGAGAAAAAUGUUUGUGAACAAGAAUUGGAAAUUGCAGGCAUUUUUAUUGUAAAUAGUUUGACUGAAAAGAUGGUUAAAAUCAAGUAGAAUGAAUAACAAAUAUAAUUUGAUGGACAAUAAAAUAUUUACCAUCACAUGCUGCAGCUGUCUUUAAGGGACAUAAAAUGUAAUUCAUUCAUACUGUAAUCAUGCUGCAGAAGUUUGCAAUCUGCACCUUAUGGAUCACAAUUACCUUUAAUAGUUUUUUGUAAUAAUUGUAGCUGAGUAUAUCUCCAAUAAAGUUAUGGUCUGUUCACCUUG
Molecule: messenger RNA, 13305 nt
Organism: Falco peregrinus (peregrine falcon)
Lineage: Eukaryota; Metazoa; Chordata; Aves; Falconiformes; Falconidae
Gene: DICER1
Product: dicer 1, ribonuclease III
Exons: 29
Coding region: 2858-8623 (1921 amino acids)
Biological process (GO): apoptotic DNA fragmentation; pre-miRNA processing; siRNA processing
Cellular component (GO): RISC complex; nucleus; cytoplasm
Molecular function (GO): deoxyribonuclease I activity; protein binding; ribonuclease III activity
Source: RefSeq, a predicted model, not a curated record